AUGCUCCUACAGAAACAUUUUAAAUUAGUUCCUAACCAAGAUAAUAAUUUAGAAGAAUUGAUAAAUGAAUUGGCUUUAUCUAAAAAGAAUAUCAAUGAAAUAAGGAAGUAUGGAACAAAAUUAAAAAGGCACAAUGAUGAUAUACAUAUAGGUUAUGAUAAUAAUAUAGAAGAUAAGGAGAAUUAUAAUAAUUUAA
Messenger RNA from Plasmodium reichenowi, 196 nucleotides. RefSeq lists its product as hypothetical. The transcript has 2 exons. The annotation marks the transcript as partial. The record is from RefSeq and is a predicted model, not a curated record. Lineage: Eukaryota; Apicomplexa; Aconoidasida; Haemosporida; Plasmodiidae.